CCUGGGCCCCCGAGCGGGCGGUUGGGGUUCGGGAGCAGAGUUGGCCCUGCUGGCUUGGCUUCGUUAAUGAGGAUGGUUACUCUUCGUCUGAUGCCGUUUCUUUCGGCCCUUACUCUGUGCCGGGCACUGUUCUAAGCGCUGGGCUUUUCAGAGAGGGGAAGGAUGAUCGGCACAGGCCGGUUCUUCAUCGUCUAGGCCGAGGCCGAGAGGAGAGACCCCAGGACUGCAGUUUUCAAGUCUCCUGACCCCAUUUUUAUUCCCGACCUCUCUGUUCCCUGCUGGUGAUUGCAUCUGGAGGCAACGCCCGGGGAACCUGGGGACAUCGAGGCUCAGCCUUGCCUCCGGCUCCUUUCACUUCUCCCCAGGGGAGGAUGGACAGAUUUCUAGUCAAGGGGGCUCGGGGAUGCUCCGUUGGAAAAGGUCCACGGGAACAGUUGGGGAGAAAGCGGGCCCUGGAGCACAGUGAAGACGGCCAGGAGCGAGAGUCAGAGCCGGAAAAUGGAAGAGAGAACCUCGAGAAGAAAACCUCAGUGAUGGCCGACCCCUCUGUGGGAGGUUACCGCUGGCAGCAAAUCAAGGCCGAAGGCCUGGAUUGUGAUUAUGCUGUCCUUUUUGGCCGGGCUGAGGCAGACGGACUUUUUCAAGAGCUGGAAAGAGAAGUGGAAUAUUUUACAGGUGACCUUUCCAAAGUUCAAGUGUUCGGGAAGUGGCACAGCAUUCCGAGGAAGCAGGCGACCUACGGCGAUUCCGGGCUGUCUUACACCUUUUCGGGUCUCACCUUGUCUCCCAAACCGUGGAUCCCAGUGACGGAGCGUAUCCGGGACCGCGUCUCCCGGGCCACCGGACACAACUUUAACUUCGUACUUGUCAACAGGUAUCAGGACGGGCACGAUCACAUCGGGGAGCACCGGGAUGACGAACGGGAACUCGCCCCGCGGAGCCCCAUCGCCUCCGUGUCCUUCGGCGCCUGCAGGGACUUCUGCUUGCGGCACCGCGAUUCUCGAGGGAAGAAGCCCUCGAGGGACGUGGCCAGCGUGAAGCUGCAGCUGGCCCACGGGAGCAUCCUCCUGAUGAACUACCCGACCAACAUAUACUGGUACCACAGCCUCCCCGUCCGGAAGAAAGUUCGGGCUCCGCGAAUCAACCUGACCUUCCGGACGAUCGCGUCUCCUGGAAAGUAAAUGUUUGGUCGUCGUUUUUUCUCUUCUCCCUCAACCGAGCUUGCUCUCUGGACCGUGGGACCACCUCCUCCGCAUCUAUCCUACUUGGAGCCGGGGCUCGUCGCCACUGUGAUUUGAAAGAGACUAGCGUUGGAAAGCUGUGAAAGAAAACUUGCAACGUUCGUUGCGGAAGUGGGAGAGGUGGGCUAAAAAUCGGUGUACGACCGGAGUCACUGUCCUCCCUACUUUGAUUUGUGCUGUAAAACAGUGAGCUGGGAAAUACCACCACUUGAUCUUUUCGAAUUUAAAAAGUAUUCUUUAUUGCCAGAAGAUCCAGCAGGCACAAAAGGAACCUGUAGCAAAAACGUAAAAUCAGUGGUUUCUUUCGUGGGGUGAUAGCUUUGUGGUCGUUUUAGAUAGUGAACUUGAGCUACAAAUAUAGUAUUUUAAUACUGUACUAAGCCAAGACUAAGCAAAUUAGAAUGAUUUCAUCUCUAAAGAAUAAACAAGUAUGCUCUUUGUUUUUAAUAAAUAGUUCUUUUGGGUUUUUGGGGGUUUUUUUAGAUUAACCCAGUACUAAAUCUUCUAUCUUUGGACCAAGGAUCUGCCUCCUUUAAAAGAGGAGGAAGGAUAGGAACAAUUCAUCCUUUCCACAGCCCUUAAAAUUCUCGUGCCUUUAAAAUUCUGAAAUGUUGGACUUCAGUUGGAAUCACUGGCAGGACAAUUGUCACUUGACCCCAGACCUGCGGGCCCUACUGGAGUUACUUAAGCCUCUCUCCUGUACCCAGAUGAGGAGAAAUGGAAAGCUCAAACAGCUGGAAGUUUAGGGAACCAAAAAGAUGCACCAGUGGUGCUGGGAGAUAGCUUUGUGUGAGCUUUUUGCAUGUUUUUCCUUUAUAUAGUCAUGUGUUGUCAUGCACUUUUCAUCCCUUGUGUCUAUCCAUGUGCUUUAGCGCCUGUGACAUAGUAAAUGCUUACCAUAUACCAUCCAAAAAAAACAAACCCCCAAAAUUGGUUUCUUUGGAAUUCGUGAUGUGUUUUACAAAGUUAAUGAUUAAAAAAUUGAUAGCCUCCACCAACUGGAGGUGUCCAAAGCCCUACUGGACCCGUUGAGAAUGAAAAGAAAGUGGCAGAACUGUGUCUGAGUGUUUAUUCUUUCCUUCUAGUCAGACUAAAAUGGUGCACAUAUUCACUUAGAGAUGGGUGUAGAAUAUAUGACUAUAUUGCCUGAAGGGGGGGGGGGGGGGCGUUAAAAACAAAUCCUUUGGAAAAGAGGCAUUCUAUGUAAAAUGUGACUUUUUUAAAAAAAGCAGAUACUUUUUGCUAAGGA
Ornithorhynchus anatinus (platypus) is the source of this 2490-nucleotide messenger RNA. RefSeq names its product alkB homolog 2, alpha-ketoglutarate dependent dioxygenase (gene ALKBH2). NCBI's taxonomy places the organism in Eukaryota, Metazoa, Chordata, Mammalia, Monotremata, Ornithorhynchidae. Gene Ontology annotation, biological process: DNA repair. The record is from RefSeq and is a predicted model, not a curated record. Bases 372 to 1181 code for a protein of 269 amino acids. The transcript has 4 exons.